Molecule: messenger RNA, 805 nt
Organism: Pan troglodytes (chimpanzee)
Lineage: Eukaryota; Metazoa; Chordata; Mammalia; Primates; Hominidae
Gene: MS4A4E
Product: membrane spanning 4-domains A4E
Exons: 8
Coding region: 106-726 (206 amino acids)
Source: RefSeq, a predicted model, not a curated record
GACUGUGUCUGGAACAAAGAACUUUGAGGAACUUGCCCAGAGCCCUGCACUCAUCAGACCUGCAGCAGACAUUGCAGGCCUGAAGAAAGCACCUUUUCUGCUGCCAUGACAAGCAUGCAAGGAAUGGAACAGACCACUCCAGGGGCUGGCCCUGAUGUGCCCCAGCUGGGAAACAUAGAUGUCAUACAUUCAUAUCUGUGUAAAGGAUUGCAAGAGAAGUUCUUCAAGAGGAAACCCAAAGUCCUUGGGAGGUACCACAGUUUGUUUAUGCAUUCACCUACGGAAGGACAUCUUGAUGGCUUCCAAACUUUGGCAAUUAGGAGUAACGUUGCUAUAAAUAUCUGUGUGCAAGUUUUGUGUGGACAUAAGUUUUCAACUUAUUCGGGAUCUUUAUCAGUUGCAGCAGGAAUUAGAACAACAAAAGUUCUGGGUACGGAUGGCAUGGUGCUCCUCUUAAGUGUGCUGGAAUUCUGCAUUGCUGUGUCCCUCUCUGCCUUUGGAUGUAAAGUGCUUUGUUGUAGCCCCAGUGAGAGGAAAAAUAAAAUUAGAAGCAAUACUUUCAUGUGCUACCUCCUUUCUAUUCAGAUGCAAUAUGAUGGAAAGAGACUAAAUGUUGAUGUCGACAGUACUGUAUGGUGCUCCAGAGAUGGACAGUAUCUGGAAAAAGUCAAUUACGACAUUCUAUCUUCUUGGUUGAGGAUUGAAAGACUUACUGAAGCAAAAUGAAGACUUCACACUAAGCUAAAUUUGUGUAUCAUAUAUUUCUGUCCCCUUUAUCCUCUAAAAUCUAAUUUCUCUUCACUCA